AUGCGGUGCAGUGGCGGGCAGGGCGCGCCUUCUUCUCGGCUUUCGACUGAGUCUGAGGGCCCGACGAGACACGACACUGCCUCCAGCGGAGGAUUGGCAAAAUUACAUCUCCCAGCAGAGCCGCUGCUGGCAGCUGCGCGUGACGCCGUGGGUUCCGAGCCGGAAGCCUCGUCUUUGCCAGCGCGAGCGACGUCAAAUGUCGCGGACGAGACUCGCCGCCGACGUCACCGGAGCCAGCGUCAGAUCACGACGACGGCUCGCGGCGGCGGCGGCGGUUCGUCUUCUUCGCGGGUGCGCCGUUUCCGAAGCGUCGUGAGCCAGCGCGACGUCAUGGCCGAGCCGCGGGUGCUCGAAGCGACCGAGCGGACGGACUUCCAGCACGUCCGCGGCUCGGCUCGGCCCCGUCGGCCCGAGGGCGACCCGACCGAAGCGGCGGACGAGACGGGCCCGCGCUGGGUGCGCCUCAACGUGGGCGGGACCUACUUCGUCACCACCAGGCAGACCUUGUGCAGGGAGCCCAAGUCGUUCCUCUUCCGACUGUGCCAGGACCACCCCGACUUGGACUCUGACAAAGACGCCACCGGAGCCUUUCUGAUCGACCGGGAUCCCGCCUACUUCGGCCCCGUCCUCAACUACCUGCGCCACGGAAAGCUCAUUAUGGACAAGAACCUGGCCGAGGAAGGCGUCCUGGAAGAGGCAGAGUUCUACAACAUCGCCUCCCUGGUGCGGCUGGUCAAGGAGCGCAUAAGGGACAACGAGAACCGCACCUCGCAGGGUCCCGUCAAACACGUCUACCGCGUCCUGCAGUGCCAGGAGGAGGAGCUGACGCAGAUGGUCUCCACCAUGUCGGACGGAUGGAAGUUCGAACAGCUGAUCGGCAUCGGCUCCUCGUACAAUUACGGCAACGAGGACCAGGCGGAGUUUCUUUGCGUGGUGUCGCGGGAACUCAACAACGCCGCCAACGGCGUCGUCACCGAGUCCAGCCAGAAGGCCAAGAUCCUGCAGGAGCGAGGCUCGCGCAUGUGA
Messenger RNA from Nerophis lumbriciformis (worm pipefish), 1026 nucleotides. Lineage: Eukaryota; Metazoa; Chordata; Actinopteri; Syngnathiformes; Syngnathidae. The record is from RefSeq and is a predicted model, not a curated record.